GGGAUCUUAUCAACUUAAGUUUUUUAUUUCAUUUCAUCUCAUUUUUAACGGUAUUAUUAUACUAAUUUUGAGUAGAAAAACACAAAUGGAUGAUGAUUGAUGAUGUGUCUGUGUGGAGAAAUCAAAUCAGAGAGAGAAAAAUGGGUUUGAUUUCCAACAGAAUUGAAAGACAUGAGAUCAAACCCGGUGACCAUAUCUACACAUACAGAGCUGUUUUCACUUACUCUCAUCACGGAAUUUUUGUUGGGGGGAGCAAGGUUGUACAUUUCAGGCCUGAUCGAAACUUCAAGUCAAUCACCGAGACAUCUUCGAAUUUUGACGAUCCAACGCCAACCCCGUGUCCAACCUUUCCUGAUUGUGGAUUCCGCCAACCAAAUAGUGGAGUAGUUCUUUCUUGCCUAGACUGCUUUCUUCGAAACGGUUCUCUUUACUGUUUCGAUUAUGGAGUUUCGCCAACAGUUUUUCUUACCAGAAUAAGAGGUGGCACGUGCACUACCGCGUUACCUGACCCCCCUGAGACCGUUAUCCAUCGAGCAAUGUAUCUCCUUCAAAACGGUUUUGGUAACUAUGACGUUUUUCAGAACAACUGUGAGGAUUUUGCAAUGUACUGCAAAACUGGUCUUUUGAUUAUAGAGAAGCAAGGAGUUGGAAGAAGUGGUCAAGCUUCUUCUGCUAUUGGUGCUCCAUUGGCUGCAAUGCUUUCUUCUCCUUUCAAAUUAUUAAUGCCAAAUCCUGUCGGUAUCGCUACGGUAACAGCGGGAAUGUACUGCGUGAGUAGAUAUGCAACUGAUAUUGGUGUUAGAAGCGAUGUGAUCAAAGUCGGGGUAGAAGACUUGGCCGUGAACUUGGGAUGGAGGACUUGUUCUGAUGAGGAGGAGGAGUCAAGACUUGAAAAGAUGGCUGAAGUGGAACCUAACUCUCUCAACUAUAUUCCAGAGAUUAUACCGAAGAAGAGGAAAAACAGUGAAACAUUUGAAUUGACAAAAAAGGCGCAUUUCCAACAAAAAAGGAGAAAGUUCCUUUGACGGAUAAUAACAUUAUUGAACAGGAUCGACAACCGAUACAAGGAUGGUGGAGAUGCAGGGAGCUGUGAGGAUCUCAUCAACGAACUCGUUAGUAAAAUGAACUAAUGUAGGUUUCUUGCACAGUAUACUAUGAGAGUUUUAAUGGUUUGUUAUGUCUCUUUGAUUUUUUACG
Molecule: messenger RNA, 1197 nt
Organism: Vicia villosa (hairy vetch)
Lineage: Eukaryota; Viridiplantae; Streptophyta; Magnoliopsida; Fabales; Fabaceae
Product: protein LEAD-SENSITIVE 1
Exons: 5
Coding region: 90-1025 (311 amino acids)
Source: RefSeq, a predicted model, not a curated record